AUGAGACUGUUUGACCUUUUCUUCCCCUGUUUUUGUAGAGGACAUAGAAAUCAAGAAGACCAACACAUAAAGAAAGUAGUGCUCAAAGUUCACAUUCAGGAUAACAAAGACAAACAGAAGGCUAUGAAGGCAGUUUCUAGCCUCUCAGGUGUGGAAUCCCUAGCCAUUGACAUGAAGGAGAAGAAGCUAACUGUUGUGGGGGACGUUGACCCAGUCGAGAUUGUGAGCAAACUGAGAAAAUUGUGGCACACGGACAUACUAACGGUGGGGCCCGCCAAGGAGCCCGAGAAGAAAAAGGAAGAUGCCAAGAAGGACGACAACAAAAAGGAGGACAACAACAACUACAAGAAAGAGGACGGCAAGAAGAAGCUUGAGAAUGAACAAAUGGCGGAGAUGAUGAAGAUGUACAAGAAUCACUACAAUUACAGUUACAAUAACCCUUAUUAUACACAAUACUACCGUGUAUAUAGUGCCGAGGAAAAUCCCAAUUCUUGUGUUAUUUGCUGAUUUAUAUGUUGUACAAAAGAAUAUGCUGAAAAUUUCAUUGCAUGUUGACCUUUUUUUGUUGUUGUAAAAAAAAAAAAUACUUUAGUUAUAUUUGUUUUGUUUUCUUGAUGGGGUUUUGAAGUAUUUUUUUUUAUGAAGACUACAUUUAAUGUGGUUGUUGAUCAUGUGGAGGGUAGUUUUUGUUUGAUGUAAAUUAUACUUAUCCUUUUGUUAGUAAGACCUAAUAGUUAAG
Molecule: messenger RNA, 739 nt
Organism: Striga asiatica
Lineage: Eukaryota; Viridiplantae; Streptophyta; Magnoliopsida; Lamiales; Orobanchaceae
Source: the annotation of a GenBank genome assembly